This is a messenger RNA of Aspergillus sclerotioniger CBS 115572, 1261 nucleotides long. RefSeq names its product putative metallo-beta-lactamase domain protein. The coding region runs from base 307 to 1191 and encodes 294 amino acids. The transcript is spliced from 5 exons. The record is from RefSeq and is a predicted model, not a curated record. Lineage: Eukaryota; Fungi; Ascomycota; Eurotiomycetes; Eurotiales; Aspergillaceae. Gene Ontology annotation, biological process: secondary metabolite biosynthetic process.
UGAUCACGAGGGUUGCAGUAGUCGCAUGUCUGCUUCAUUCUGAAGUCUCUCUCUGGAUUGUAAAAACACCAAUUGUCUGAUCCUCUUUCUUCACGUGACCGACUGCUGCAGCUUUGAUCGCUGUCCUAGAGUAUUCAGUGAUUCACCGCACGUUGUGAUAUACGCCGGCUCAUAGUAUAUUUCAUUCAGACCCUACCUGUGUCCCAUCCACAGCGUAAUAACAUUCCGUACAAACUAGCCGACACUAUCUGAAGCGUGUCAGCUGCAGAUUUAUUUCAUUGAUACGCUGUCUAUAUCCUCCAAGGCAUGGCUACGCAGCUCGUUUCCCUGGCGGAGGUGGAGAGGCUAAGUGCUUCGGUCGUACGGAUAUUGGGAGGAAACCCCGGCAAGUUCACACUACAAGGGACGAAUACGUAUUUGAUCGGCCGAGGACGUCAACGCAUCCUCAUUGACUCCGGUCAGGGGGAACCCUCCUGGGCAGCCCGGCUCAAGUCACACUUGGCCGAAGAGAACGCAACUGUGCACCAGGCGCUUCUUACGCAUUGGCAUCCAGACCACGUUAAGGGUGUCCCUGACCUCCUGGAGCUUUGCCCGGAGGCGAUCAUCUACAAGAAUGAUCCAGACCUAGGGCAAGAGAGCAUUGAAGAUGGUCAGAUAUUCAGUGUUGAGGGAGCAACGCUAAGAGCGUACCAUACCCCGGGGCAUACUGUCGACCAUAUGAUGUUUGUUCUGGAGGAAGAAGAUGCCGUCUUUACGGGCGAUAAUGUUUUGGGUCACGGCACAAGUGUCUUUGAGGAUUUGAAAACCUAUCUGUUCAGCCUGCAGAGAAUGCAGCACCGCGUCUCGGGCCGUGGGUAUCCCGGUCAUGGGGCUGUGAUUGAGAACGCGACGGCAAAAAUCACGGAGUAUAUCAAGCACCGACAACAGCGAGAGGAUGAGGUAAUUCGGGUUCUCCGAUACAAUCAUCUCGAUGUCGCUGAUGAUGAAUCAUCCCCGGAGCGCAAACUGUCCUGGACACCACUGGAGCUGGUUAAGGUGAUAUAUAAGGAUGUGCCGGAAAGCCUUCAUCUGCCUGCAUCCCAUGGAGUGCAGCUCGUGUUGAAUAAGCUGGAGGACGAAGGCCGGGUAAGCAAAGAUGGGGGUGGGAAAUGGACUUGGAGAGUGAACGGUCUGCGCUUUAAGGGGCUAUAACCUACUACGAGAUUGAACUGUCUGUUUUUAAGCCCGGUGGGGAAGGUAAAACAAGGUUAUAGUCAUAGAC